GCCUUGGGUCUUAACCCAGCUCGCGCGCCUUGUUUUCCAUGUCAUUUCUCGCCAAAGCCGGCUCGCGGAGGGAUUGGUAUCUUCGGCAGCGGUUAUUUCAUCGCAAGCUUCUCGGAAUAGCGAGGCGCCCUGGACUAGUGGGCUGUGGUAAGAUCGGAAGGUGAAAAUGUAUCAUUUAAGGACUUGUGCUGCUAAACUGAGGCCACUGACUGUCUCUCAGAAUGUUAAAAACUUAUCACACAGUGGAGCAGCAGUGUCUAGGACGUUUCAACAAGGGCGCUUUUAUACCGCGCCUGUAGCUGCUGAGCCCUUUCUGAGUGGCACUAGCUCGAACUAUGUUGAGGAAAUGUACUUUGCUUGGCUUGAAAACCCCCAGAGUGUUCAUAAGUCUUGGGACGUAUUCUUUCGUAAUGCUAACACGGGAGCGCCACCAGGCACUGCUUACCAAAGUCCUCCUCCGCUGGGUGCAAGUCUGGCUUCCUUACCUCAGGCCCAGUCCAGGAUAAUUGCACAGCCAAACGUGGACAAGUUAGUAGAGGAUCACUUGGCUGUGCAGUCACUCAUCAGAGCAUAUCAGAUACGAGGGCAUCAUGUUGCGCAGCUGGACCCUUUAGGAAUUCUGGAUGCGGACCUGGAGUCGUCCGUUCCAGCUAACCUAGCCACUUCCUCAAACGGACUUGACAUCGCAGUCUGCAAGGAGCGUCUGAAAAAGUUGACGGUAGGAGCAUUUUAUGGCCUAGAUGAGUCUGAUCUCGACAAAGUCUUCCAUUUACCCACAACCACCUUCAUCGGAGGCAACGAAACCGCCCUUCCUCUCCGAGAGAUCAUUCGGCGCAUGGAGAUGUCAUACUGUCAGCACAUUGGAGUUGAGUUCAUGUUUAUCAAUGACUUGGAGCAAUGCCAGUGGAUUCGGCAGAAGUUUGAAACUCCAAGUGCCAUGCAGUUCACCAACGAAGAGAAACGGACCCUUCUGGCCAGGCUUGUCCGCUCCACCAGGUUUGAAGAGUUUCUGCAAAGGAAGUGGUCAUCUGAGAAACGGUUUGGUUUGGAAGGCUGUGAGGUAUUGAUUCCAGCCCUGAAGACCAUCAUUGACAAAUCCAGUGAGAAUGGUGUCGAAUACAUCAUUAUGGGCAUGCCACACAGGGGCCGUCUGAACGUGUUGGCCAACGUAAUCAGGAAAGAACUGGAGCAGAUCUUCUGUCAGUUUGACUCUAAAUUGGAGGCAGCUGAUGAGGGUACUGGUGAUGUGAAAUACCAUUUAGGUAUGUACCACCGGAGGAUCAACCGUGUAUCAAACAAGAACAUCACCCUCUCCCUAGUGGCUAACCCAUCCCAUCUGGAAGCUGUAGAUCCUGUGGUUCAAGGAAAGACCAAAGCAGAACAGUUUUAUCUCAGUGACAGUGAAGGAAAAAAGGUGAUGUCAAUUCUCCUGCAUGGCGAUGCAGCGUUUGCAGGCCAGGGAAUUGUCUAUGAAACCUUCCACUUGAGUGACCUCCCAUCUUACACCACUCACGGAACAAUCCACGUAGUGGUAAACAAUCAGAUUGGAUUCACAACUGAUCCGCGUGUAGCCCGCUCUUCUCCAUACCCAACUGAUGUGGCCCGAGUGGUGAAUGCUCCAAUUUUCCACGUGAACGGUGAUGACCCCGAGGCGGUGAUGUAUGUGUGUAAUGUGGCUGCGGAGUGGAGAAAUACUUUCCACAAGGAUGUUGUGGUUGACUUGGUUUGCUUCCGACGCAAUGGACACAAUGAGAUGGACGAGCCGAUGUUCACACAGCCACUGAUGUACAAGCAGAUCAAGAAACAGAAGCCUGUGCUGAAAAAGUAUGCAGAGGAGCUGAUGUCCGAGGGUGUUGUGAAUCAGCAGGAGUUUGAGGAAGAAAUGGCCAAAUACGACAAGAUCUGUGAAGAAGCAUACACUCGAUCCAAAGAUGAGAAAAUAAUGCACAUUAAACACUGGCUGGACUCCCCAUGGCCUGGUUUCUUCACUCUUGAUGGCCAGCCUAAAAGUAUGGCCUGUCCUUCCACUGGUCUUGCUGAAGAAAUGUUGAAUCACAUUGGGAAAGUGGCCAGCUCCGUGCCGGUGGAAAACUUUACAAUUCAUGGAGGUUUAACUCGCAUCCUUAAGGGCCGUGGGGAGAUGGUGAAGAAUCGCAUGGUGGACUGGGCCUUAGCAGAGUACAUGGCCUUUGGAUCCUUGCUUAACGAAGGCAUUCACAUCCGCUUGAGUGGACAGGAUGUGGAAAGAGGAACAUUUAGCCAUCGGCAUCACGUGCUGCACGACCAAAACGUGGAUAAAAAGACCUGUAUUCCCAUGAACCACCUUUGGCCCAACCAGGCUCCAUACACCGUGUGUAAUAGCUCACUCUCCGAGUACGGAGUGUUGGGUUUUGAACUGGGUUUUGCGAUGGCCAGUCCAAACGCCCUGGUCCUGUGGGAGGCCCAGUUUGGUGACUUCCACAACACUGCACAAUGCAUCAUUGAUCAGUUCCUCAGCCCAGGUCAGGCUAAGUGGGUACGACAGAAUGGCAUAGUUCUACUGCUUCCACAUGGCAUGGAGGGCAUGGGACCUGAACAUUCCUCUGCAAGACCAGAACGAUUCCUGCAGAUGUGCAACGAUGACCCUGAUGUUGUUCCAAAACUUACUGAAGAUUUUGUGGUGCGGCAGCUAUACGACACUAACUGGAUAGUUGUGAACUGCUCCACGCCAGCAAACUACUUCCAUGUACUGAGGAGACAAAUACUACUUCCCUUCAGGAAACCGCUGAUCAUCUUCACUCCUAAAUCACUGCUUCGACAUCCAGAUGCCAAAUCCAGUUUUGACGACAUGCUGCCAGGCACAGAGUUCCUGCGUGGUAUUGUGGAGGACGGGGCCGCAGCUCAGAAGCCAGAAAAUGUCAAGAGGCUGCUGCUUUGUACUGGUAAAGUAUAUUAUGAACUGGCAAAAGAGCGCAAGAAUAAAGGCUUGGAAGCUGAGGUUGCAAUCACUCGGGUGGAACAGCUUUCCCCCUUCCCAUUUGACAUAAUCGAACAAGAAUCCAAGAAGUACUGUAAUGCUGAGAUAGUGUGGUGUCAGGAAGAACACAAGAACCAGGGUUACUACGAGUACGUGAAGCCACGGAUCCGUGCAACCACUCAGCGCCAGCGCCCUGUCUGGUACGCUGGGCGUGAGGCAGCCUCUGCCCCUGCCACCGGUAACAAGAACACUCACUUACAGGAGCUCAAAAGGUUCCUGGACACCAGCUUUAACUUGGACGCUUUCAAGAACCUGGACAAUUAAUGGCUUCCUGUGGAUUCACUCUGCAUCUGAAACUUCAUCUUCCGUCCUUACUCUUAGGGUCUAGGCUGUGCAUGCUACUGAGAUCUUCUAACCGUACAAUUGGCAAGAGGCUUGUAUCUGUGGCAUUAAUUUCAGAUGGGGAGAAAUGAAAAUACCUCGAUCCAAGACAGAUUAUGAAGCAGAAAACAGCUAAACAGGCCACUGACGCUUUUGCUUCAUUCAAUCCACUUUUUAAAGAUGUCUGAUUUAGUUUCUCUGAGCAGUUGAAGUAAUGGGGUGUGGUUUGUAAAUUUUGUGAAUAAGGAAUUUUUCUAUUUCUAAUCUGGCCACGAGCUAUCUCCUGGCUGAUGGCCAGGUCACAUUCAGAUUUUAGCGACUCUCUCCGCUGCUGCACAAAUUUUACCCAAGACUUUGACAGUUGCUGUUUAGAAAAGGCAGUGCACUUUAGCCUGUGCCAAAAGCAAGAGAUUUCAUUACAGGAGCUGGGGCCGGAGGGGAAGUUUUAUCUCAGUUACCACUUAUUGAAACUGCUUAGUACAAAAACUGAUUUAUUUAUUUUGGUACAAAUAAAGUUUUCAAUCAGAUAUAGCUUCAUCAAUAAAUGACGUUCUCCUCA
Molecule: messenger RNA, 3896 nt
Organism: Hypanus sabinus (Atlantic stingray)
Lineage: Eukaryota; Metazoa; Chordata; Chondrichthyes; Myliobatiformes; Dasyatidae
Product: 2-oxoglutarate dehydrogenase complex component E1
Exons: 24
Coding region: 167-3280 (1037 amino acids)
Biological process (GO): tricarboxylic acid cycle
Cellular component (GO): oxoglutarate dehydrogenase complex; mitochondrion
Molecular function (GO): oxoglutarate dehydrogenase (succinyl-transferring) activity; thiamine pyrophosphate binding
Source: RefSeq, a predicted model, not a curated record